AUGGAAAUCUCUCUUCAACAAUACAACACUCUUGAUAUUCCACAAGGACUUACUCAUCAAAAUAUUUUUUUUGAAGGAAGAAUUGAAAAAGAAAAAUCUCUUGUUUUCUUUGAUUGGCCAAAUACUUCGUUAAACUUUAUGCUUCCUUGUGGUAGUACAACUUUCUAUAUGAGGUGUGUAGGAACUUGUUUAUUGAAAUUUGUAGCAUCUGAGCUUCCAUUAAUAAGAAGAAUACCACCAUUCCAUGGAUUACCAAAAGAACUUGAGUUUAAUACUUUUGUUAUUGAAAGUAAUUAUUUUACAAUAACAAUGGUAAAUAAAAAACCAAUUGCACAAAAGGUUUCUUUAAUUAAAAUAAGUGAAGCAAGAGAUGGUGCAAUUUGUUUUUAUGGAGCAAAUAGACGAAUGGAACAGUUUGAUAUUCAACCCCGAAAAAAAAUAGAAAUUAUUGGAGAUUCAUUAUGUUGUGGUUAUGGAAUGUUUCCUCUUCCACAAUGUGAUAGUGUUCCACUUCAAUCUGACUCUUCAGAGGCAUGGUGUUCUCAGAUUGUAAGAAAAUUGAAUUUGGAAAGUCAUAUGGUUGCAUGGAGUGGUAUUGGAGUAGUAAGAAAUUGUGAUGAAGUUGAAUUUCCAAAUGACAAAAAAAAUAUUGAUAAACUUUGGAGAAGAAGAAACGCUGGAGAAAAUAAGUCUAAGUGGGACUUUACAGAAUGGAUUCCAGAUUAUGUUAUGAUCAAUAUUGGAAGUAAUGAUUUUUGGGAUGUUGGAGCAUCUAAUCCAUCAAGAAAUGAUAUUCCAACAGCUUUUGUUCAAAAAGAAGAAGAAAUAAUUCAAGAGAUAAGAGAAAAGGAAUCUUUACAAGCUUGUUUAUCUUCAGAUUCAAGUUCAAAUGAUAUUUCAAAGAGUGACACUGAAAUAGAAGAAGAAAUAAAGAAUAAUAAAACAAAAAAAGAGAAAUUAGUAUCACCAUCCAAAUUAGGUAGAGUUGUUUCACCACAUGAAGCAGAAGAAAUUCAAAACAUUCUUGUUGAAAAUAAAGAAAAAGAAAAUCAUAUAAUUAAAAGACUAUUACAAGAAUGGAAUGAAAAUCAUGAACAAAAACAAACAAUUUUAGAUGAUUUUAUUGCAAAUGAUGAGAGUGAAUUAGAUGAAGUAUUUGAACAACGAUGUGAAGAAUUUAUUAGUCAUAUAUUAACAACUUAUAAAAAGGCUAAAAUUAUUAUUGUGAUUGGUCCUCUUCUUGCUAGAGAAGGUGAAAUUGCUUGGAAAAUGGCAUUAAAGGCAUUACAACAAAAAGAACCAGGAAGAGUUUUUGAAGUUAAUUGUCAAUUAUGUUAUGAUGAAAAUAAAAAAGAGUGUUGGGGAUUUAGAAGACACCCAACUUACAUAGCUCAUACAUUGAUUGCAAAUUGCUUAUUACCACAAAUUGAACAAAUCAUUCAUUAA
Molecule: messenger RNA, 1446 nt
Organism: Entamoeba nuttalli P19
Lineage: Eukaryota; Evosea; Mastigamoebida; Endamoebidae
Exons: 1
Coding region: 1-1446 (481 amino acids)
Molecular function (GO): carboxylic ester hydrolase activity
Source: RefSeq, a predicted model, not a curated record